Molecule: messenger RNA, 2485 nt
Organism: Cinclus cinclus
Lineage: Eukaryota; Metazoa; Chordata; Aves; Passeriformes; Cinclidae
Gene: FZD8
Product: frizzled class receptor 8
Exons: 1
Coding region: 1-2013 (670 amino acids)
Biological process (GO): non-canonical Wnt signaling pathway; canonical Wnt signaling pathway
Cellular component (GO): plasma membrane
Molecular function (GO): Wnt receptor activity; Wnt-protein binding
Source: RefSeq, a predicted model, not a curated record
AUGGAGUGGAGUUACCUGUUGGAAAUCACCUCGCUGCUCGCCGCCCUGUCCCUGCUGCAGCGCGCCGGCUGCGCCGCCGCCUCGGCCGCCGCCGCCGCGUCCUCCUCCUCCUCGGCAAAGGAGCUGUCGUGCCAGGAGAUCACCGUGCCCCUCUGCAAGGGCAUCGGCUACAACUACACCUACAUGCCCAACCAGUUCAACCACGACACGCAGGAUGAGGCCGGGCUGGAGGUGCACCAGUUCUGGCCGCUGGUGGAGAUCCAGUGCUCCAGCGACCUGCGCUUCUUCCUCUGCAGCAUGUACACCCCCAUCUGCCUGGAGGACUACAAGAAGCCGCUGCCGCCCUGCCGCAGCGUCUGCGAGCGGGCCAAGGCCGGCUGCGCCCCGCUCAUGCGCCAGUACGGCUUCGCCUGGCCCGACAGGAUGCGCUGCGACCGCCUCCCCGAGCAGGGCAGCCCGGACACGCUCUGCAUGGACUACAACCGCACGGACCUCACCACGGCCGCGCCGCCGCCCGCCAAGCCCCCGCUCCGCGGCUCCAAGCCCGGCACUCCCCCCAAGGCGCCCCCCGCCGCCGCCGCCCCUCCGGCCGAGGCCCCGCGCAAGCCGCGGCCGCCGCCGCCCUGCGAGCCGGGCUGCCAGUGCCGGGCGCCCAUGGUGUCGGUGUCCAGCGAGCGGCACCCGCUCUACAACCGCGUCAAGACGGGGCAGAUCGCCAACUGCGCCCUGCCCUGCCACAACCCCUACUUCAGCCCCGACGAGCGCGCCUUCACCGCCUUCUGGAUCGGGCUCUGGUCCGUGCUAUGCUUCCUCUCCACCUUCGCCACCGUCUCCACCUUCCUCAUCGACAUGGAGCGCUUCAAGUACCCCGAGCGCCCCAUCAUCUUCCUGGCCGCCUGCUACCUCUUCGUGUCCCUCGGCUACCUGGUGCGGCUGGUGGCGGGGCACGAGAAGGUGGCGUGCAGCGGCGGGGCGGGCGCGGGCGGCGCAGGGGCCGGGGCGGCGGGGGCCGGCGGCGGCGCGGCGGCGGGGGCGGCGGCGGCGGGGGGGCGCGGCGCGGCGGGCGGUGCGGCUGAGCUGCAGCCGGAGCUGGCGGUGGCCGAGCACGUGCGGUACGAGAGCACCGGCCCGGCGCUGUGCACCGUGGUCUUCCUGCUCGUCUACUUCUUCGGCAUGGCCAGCUCCAUCUGGUGGGUGAUCCUCUCCCUCACCUGGUUCCUGGCUGCGGGCAUGAAGUGGGGCAACGAGGCCAUCGCCGGCUACGCGCAGUAUUUCCACCUGGCCGCCUGGCUGCUCCCCAGUGUGAAGUCCAUCGCUGUGCUGGCACUCAGUUCUGUGGACGGGGACCCCGUGGCCGGCAUCUGCUACGUGGGCAACCAGAGCCUGGAGAACUUACGGGGCUUCGUGCUGGCACCUCUGCUCAUCUACUUGGCCAUCGGCUCCAUGUUCCUGCUCGCUGGCUUCGUCUCGCUCUUCCGUAUCCGCAGCGUCAUCAAGCAGCAGGGUGGCCCCACCAAGACCCACAAGCUGGAGAAGCUGAUGAUACGCCUGGGACUCUUCACUGUGCUCUACACCGUGCCAGCUGCCAGCGUGGUUGCCUGCCUCUUCUACGAGCAGCACAACCGGCCCCGCUGGGAGGCCACGCAUAACUGCCCCUGCCUGCGUGACCAGCAGCCUGACCAGGCCCGCCGCCCAGACUAUGCUGUCUUCAUGCUCAAGUACUUCAUGUGUCUGGUGGUGGGCAUCACCUCUGGUGUCUGGGUCUGGUCUGGCAAGACCCUCGAAUCCUGGAGGGCCCUCUGCACUCGCUGCUGCUGGGCCAGUAAAGGUGCUGCCGUGGCUGGGAGCACAGGGGCAGGAGCAGGUGGACAGGCAGUAAUCACCACGGCAGGAGGACUCGGAGCAGGAGGUGGUGGCUCACUCUACAGUGAUGUCAGCACCGGCCUGACGUGGAGAUCAGGCACCGCCAGCUCGGUCUCCUAUCCCAAGCAGAUGCCCCUGUCUCAAGUGUGAGGAGGGGGAAAGAGGCCAAAGGUUAGGGAAUGAGGGACACUGGCCUGCCUAAAAUACCCCCUCACUGUUUGGUGCCAUUAAUGAACCCCUAAUGGUCCUUAUUAGCCACAGCUUGUAUAGAACAAUGCAGCUGGCAGAGGCCCCAAGCUCCAACCCCCUCCUCCUUCCCCUCCAUUCAUAUGCAGGGAGCAUGUACUUCAAGGAGCUAGCUUAUUAUUUUGCUGGCAGAGGAGGGUAGAGGCUCACCAGUGUCUUGCAGAGGGCAAGGCACAGCAGCUUCUGAGUCACUCUGGACUAACAGCAGGUCUUGUCUUUGCUCGUGGGAGGAAGGGUAUUCCUCCCCCCAUCCUGAGAUGGGAGUCUGCUUGGGACUGCAGGUUUUUGAGAUGUGGAUUACCAGGCAAAUGCCUUACAAUAUUGACUGAAUCAAAACAUGUCUUAAUUAUACACCCCACCUAAAUACGGGUUUCCU